AAAGAAAGAAAGAAAUACAUUUGUCCAUAUACAAUACCUAAAUGGUUAUAAAUUCAUCAUGGAAAUCGAUACGGUUUUUCUCAAAUCAUUGAAGGGUGCUCUAAAGAUUGUAGAGAUGAUCAUAGGUUUAAUAGCAACAGGAAUCUGGUGUAUGAAUGCUUACCUGCUCUUCAAGAAAGUGACUUUCAAUCAACCAAGGAGUUCUGAUAGCCCUGCUGGGGUAUCAUAGAUACACAGGAGUGAUGACUCAGAGGAAACUACAACCCGAUGCAUAUAACGACUGGUUUAGUUUUAAGACGGUCGCUGCUAUGGGGGAUAUGGAAUCACCCGACACGACAGCACCACGCCAGUCUGGAAUAAGGGCUCUCCUCCCGGAUAAAGCUUUUGUCAUCUCGCGGAAAGGGCAGCUGCUUAUUGCUGAAGUGGUUCUGUCCUUCAUCUGCUUCAUCUGCUUCGUGGCGUCCACCGCAGCAGCCUUUGUGACGGCGCCUCUCGUUGAAUUCCUCUUGGCUUUUUUCCUGCUCUUCGCCUACUCCAGCAAGUUCAACGAGCGAUUCAAGGGCUUCCAUUGGCCACUAAUGGAUUUCCUGCGCUGCGUCAGUGCCUCUGUUAUCUUCUUCAUUAUUUCAAUAAUCUCUGUUUCAAAAUAUAUUGACGUAGCAUCCAAAGCAGCUGGGGUGUUUGGGUUCAUAGCCACCAUAGUGUUUGCAUUGGAUUUCUAUGCCAUCUUUAACGAUCUAGCUAAUUUUCUGAAGCAAGGCGACACAACGGAACAGCCUACCACAGAAGAAGACUCCAACUCUGAUUCUGACUAAAGCAAGCUUUGGAUUGCCUGGACCUCCGCCCUGACAUGGAAAUGGCAUAUAAAGUCUGCCAUAUUGAAGCUUUCUUCAUACUUUACAAUGUACAUGACAACGAAUGCAAUGUCCAUUGAGAAAUGAGAAAGCAAGCCCAUUACAGUACAGUAUAGACAAUUUAUAUGCUUGUCUGCUUCAUGACGCUGGUGCUGUAAAACAACGCGUCACUGCAGAGCAAUUAAACCUGGCAGAUGGAAACGCCACACAAUGAGCUGUAGCCAGCACUGUAUAUAUCCAUUGUUUAUCUCAAGGGGGGUUUCCAUACUUUAAAAGGGCACAACGUUAGACUUCCACAGGUACAAUCAAGGCCUUUUGAUGGAUAGGACCCUACAGUUUGAAUUGUGGUGUGGUUUUAUCUGACAGUUUUUCCACAGUGGCCCAGCAGAAGUGGCUUUGAAUAGCUUGCUUAUAUUAAUGACAAUCCUUCCUUUUAAAACUGUUUGACCAUUCAGGACUGUGAACUGGCUACAGUGUUCUUGACAGCACAGUAUUAUUAACCCAUUUUAAGUGUUUAUUUUUUUUAAAUGACUGAUUAGCUGACACUAAAAGUCUUAUUUUAUACUUUUUUUAUAAUUUUGUAAUUUUUAAUGCCUUGUCAAAACGAAUGAAGAAUGAUAUGACCAUAUAAGUGAUGUUGCUGUUGUAAAAUAUACAAUUUAUAUUGACAUUUUAGUAUUUGUUACACAGGUACAACACACACAUAUUUCAAACAUUCUAAAAACCGAAACUUGUUUGCUUUCUACCUAGUAGUGUUUGUGCAUCGAAGUGUAGAAUUUUAGGCAGAGAUAAUAGUGAAAAGACUUCUCAGAAAUCUUAGAAAUGUUGGCUGAUACCUCUCACUGUGAAUGGUUUGCUUGAGGAAGCUGUUUUUUUACUUUUACCAGUGCUGUGUGGUUAGCAAACUAACUGAUUGAUGGACAGAUAGUUGUGAUCCAUUAUACACAUGCAGAUAGUCAAUAUUGUUAUUCACUAAUAAACAUAAUUCAAAUGACCAGACUACAAACCAGCAUCUUAAGUGUUGCGAUUGGUCCUUCAGCAGCUGGUUUGCUGAAGCUAACUGCAAUACUGCCAUGUAUGUAGUCUGUCGGGGGUGGUUUACAUUAUUUGAUUUUAAUCUUCAGUUUCCUUGUACUGUAACUUGAAAUAAUGAGUCAAGAUUUGCUGUGUCUCUGACAAUCCCACCUCAGCCAGCACUGGUGGUUAAGAACAAAUGAAACUCAGGUUCUCCAGUGAGCAACCUUCCAUAGUGCCAUCAGGUACUGGGCCAUUCAAUGGACAUGGUACAAAGCAGCUUUAAUAGAAUGGUCCUGUUAUGUGUAUUCCAUAUGAUAUGAAGCUAGUUGUGUACUUCUGUUUAGUAUUUUUGGAUAUGUACAUUUUUAUUGAGAGACAUACCACUAGUGUUAUUAAUAAUACAGCACUGCAGCUGCAGCUAAUUUGGGGAGUUUUGGCAUAAAACCAUUUUAUGACAUAUUUUAUGUGCUUACUUUUACAGCUGAUCUGCAUCUCCCAUCUUCUAAAGAAUGUAGACAUCCUCUUGAUUUAUUUCAGUCUUUGGGUAACAGCAGACGGUUCUACAUUGAGGUUUCUUUGCCAGGUUAAUUUGUAGGCUGUCAAACUGAAUUAGUAGCAGAAUAGAAAAUGCAGACCAUAUGUGUGGACUGUUUCUUUUGUGACCCCUUUGAAUAGAAUCUGCAGUUCUAUAUUUGUAUGCCCAGGUAAGAUGUUCUUUAAUGAUCAUUAUAGUUCAAUGUUACCUACUUCAAAAUGAGUUUAUAUUGGAAAUAAAACGUGGCAUUGCUAGGCACUGCAUUAGUUAUGUUUCUUAUAUUAUUUUUUACUCCAGUUGCUUGCAGUGCGCUCCAAAGUUGAUGUUACAAUAUUUGAUAACAUCAACCAAAUCAAGGUAAAGUUUGACACAGCGGUCUGUGUGCUGUUAAACAUGGCUGAUUUCCAGCUGUCAAAAUGUUUGGGUGUUGGUUUGUUCACUUCGGUGUGUGAAUAUCCUUUUUCUAGGUUUCACAUUUUGCCUUUUAUUUUAUGAAUGUAUUUCUUACAAUAGUAACAUUAAGCAAUAUUUAAAUGGCUCUCGCAGGAGGUUGAAAAUGUAAUUGAUGGAUAUAUUUAAAAAAAAACUAGUGGCAAGAUCCAGUCUGCUGCAUUUUUAGACUUACUAGACCCUUCCAGUUGUGUUUUAUUGGUAAAAAAAAUAUCCUUAAGGUAAAGUGACACUCCAGCACUUUAAAUAGUAAUUUUGGAGAUGAGUAAGUCCAGAUUUUCACACUCUUACCUAUUGUUUUAAAAAAUAUAUUGACUUUGAACCAAGCCCAAGUGAAGCUUUUAAACUAAAAUCAUGCAUAUGGUAAAUAAAAGCAACGCUGUAUCAAUGUUGGUUUGCCAGUUUGCAAAACAUUCUAAGCUGGCUACUUACCCAGUCUAUCCAUGCUGCUGUGUAAGCAAUUGAUAAAUGAUUCUGCAGAAUACAACACUGGGACAAGAAUACAUUUAUUGAAAGACAAUGAGGCAUCCCAAACAACAAAGGAAAUGUAACCAGUGAUCUGUAUUAUUAAAACUUCUACAAAUACAAAAAUCCAGACAUCAGCACUGUUUCAGAGAGAGAAAAGGUUCAGUACCACUGAAAUUCACUAUGAGAGAAGCAUUCCUACAUUAUACCAGAACUAAAAAAUGUACUUGAAAAGUAACCCAUUUGGCAAGUUGGUCCAACUACAUUUUUUAGAUUUUCUUUAAGGUUCACUUCAUUGUUACAUCCACGUCUCUACACCCUCAACAAAAAUGCAAACAAACACUGUGGAAAUGUACAAUUCUCUGCCAUAGAAACAUGUGGUGCAGUAUCAGGGUGAGAAUGUUUAUAAAAAUAGAAUUACAUGGAAGAAGAGGCACAAUGAAAGUUUUUUUAUGUAAACUUUUCAAAAUUCUAAAACAAGCUUUUGAAUAACUAUUUCUGAAUCUUUACAUGUUUUAUACCAAACUGUAGGCUUGUCCAUACAAAACUGUCUGAAAGGUGAUAGAAUUAAGUAUCAUUGAACGAAUGAAUGCAAGAAUGAAGUGAAAAAAGAUGAUCAGAGACUGUGUGCGAGUGUGUGCAGACAUGGUACAGUUUUACAUUUUAAUGCCAAGGAUAAAAAUGUUUUCAUAUAUAGAUGCAUACCUGUAUAUUACAUACAGUACACACUGCAUACAACUAACAACUCCCCCUUGUGGUAGUGAAUGGAAUCACACUUUCUUCCAAAUAGCUGCCCUUGGUUGGUUCCUCGUCCAUCAUAGUACAAAUAAGCUAGUAAAGAUAGCUUAUCAAAUGCACCAGUAUAAACUAGUAGCCUGUACAGGGUUGAACAAAACUCAGGCAAUAUCAGUGGGCAGGUUUAUAACAGGUUACAUUCAUUGUGUUCAAUACACAAUGGGACUGCUGCAACAUCCUACAGGAGUGUUCAAUGAACUACAAGCAGUUGGUGUGUGUGUGUGUGUAUUUAGUCCAUCACCUAUUAACAUUGCAAAACUUGAAAUAAACAACUCUAAUUCAAGGGCUCUAACAUACUUCUUCUAGUUUUGCAGCACCAAUGGCCAAUGACACAUAACUGCUUAACAUUAUUGUAAACCCUUCUCUCCCAUGAAUUUAGGUAUAACAACAACAAAAAAAACUGGCUGGGCAUUUUUAUGCACAAAACUGAUAUAUAAUGACAUAAAAAAUAUAUAGGAUUGGAGUAAAUGGCUUUUAGAAUUCCUGCUUUAUUUUAUCAGUGACAUUACCCAGAAAUAAGACUAUAACUGCUCAACACAGGCAAGGAAUGCUACUUCUGAAAGCAGUUGGUUUGUUGUAUAUUCAAAGCAAUAUCAUUUAAUAAAAACAAAAAAAAAAGAAAUAAAUAGAUUUAAAAUACUGAUGAUAAAAAAAGAUAGUGUUUUAAAUAAACAGAGAGCUACAACAAAAUACCUAGAAACAUGGUUACAUCGAUUCAUGAACUUGAAACCAACAUCCUCAGUGCUUAGAACCAAAAUGCAAGGCACCCUACGUGAAGCAAGAAACGUUUUUGAAAUCCUUUAAGACAGACUUUGCAUUCAAAUAAUUUCAAUGAUUAAGAAUACACAGACCAAUAAAUACAUAGUCACUGCAACUAACUUACUGCCGGUUCCUGCAGCCUUAACUGAAUCAAUAUAUACAAAUACUCAUUGUGUCCAAAGCACACACUGUAUUACUGGGAAACAAGGAAAACUGACUCAUUUUCAGCCACACUCCAGCAACCACAGCCACUAAUAAUCAUUGUGUCCAAAGCACACACUGUAUUACUGGGAAACAAGGAAAACUGACUCAAUUUCAAUCACGCUCCAGCAACUACAGCCACUAGCACAGAACACACUAUCGAUAUUUUCUACAGUGACAGUGAGUUGUUAAAAAUCAUAAUUUGUUUGCAGAUAUGAUUGACAGGGGAAGGCAAAAAAACAUUUUAAAAAAAACCAAAUCCUUCAAAACAACCUUCAAAAGCCAGAAAAGUUAAAUGUAAAAACAUUAGCACAACCAAUGUAAAGGCCAUCAUAUAAAGUCAUUAUAAAACUCUGUAAAGGCUGGUGAAACACUAUUGUCACCAUUUUGUAAAAAAAAAAAAAAAAACAUGAAGUAAG
Messenger RNA from Acipenser ruthenus (sterlet), 5495 nucleotides. RefSeq names its product CKLF-like MARVEL transmembrane domain-containing protein 3. The transcript is spliced from 7 exons. The record is from RefSeq and is a predicted model, not a curated record. The coding region runs from base 243 to 815 and encodes 190 amino acids. Gene Ontology annotation, cellular component: membrane. NCBI's taxonomy places the organism in Eukaryota, Metazoa, Chordata, Actinopteri, Acipenseriformes, Acipenseridae.